CCGUUCCUCUUGGCAAAAACGAAACAAUCAUUUGCAAUUUUGUAUCACCACAUUCCGCAGGCACAUGUCUGAAAUAGGUGGUCAAAGUCCCAGCAGGCAUCGAGUAGGGUUCGCCCUCGAACCCAAGAAAGUGCAGAGCUUCCUCCAAAACUCCCUAAUUGACCAUGCCAAAAAUCACGCCAUUGAACUCAUACCAAUCGACCUCACCACAGCCAUACACCAACAACUCCCAUUCCACUCCAUCAUCCACAAACUCCACUCCCCUCAAUGGACCCAACAACUCCGCGGACUUGAUUCGGUGAACCUGCGGUUCCCGGUGAUAGCGAAGCCCUUGGCAGCCGACGGGAGCGCGAGUUCCCAUAAUCUAUGCUUGGUCUUUGACCGUGAAGGGUUGAAAUCCCUAAAUUACCCUGUGGUGGUGCAAGAGUUCGUGAACCACGGUGGCGCGGUUUUCAAGAUCUACGUUGCGGGGAGGCACGUGACUUGCGUGAGGAGGAAGUCGUUGGCGGAUAUAACGGAGGAAGAGAUUAAGAAUCUGAAGGGGGCGGUGCCAUUCUCUCAGGUGUCAAACGUGAAGGGGUCACGUGAGCAGGAGGAGGAAGGGGAUGGUGUUGAAAUGCCUCCUGAGGGGUUGGUGAGUGAGUUGGGAAGGGGGUUGAGGGAGGCUUUGGGGCUUAACCUCUUCAACGUUGAUGUGAUUAGAGAUGCCAAUGACGAGAAAAGGUAUCUCGUUAUUGAUAUCAAUUACUUUCCUGGCUAUGCUAAGUUGCCAUGUUAUGAGACAUUUUUCACCAAUUUCUUGUUGGAUGUUGUACAUGGCAAAAACACCGUCUAGGUGCUGCUAGCAGCAGAUGUUGUUAGCACUCUUGUCUAAUCAUUUUCUUUAAAAGCCUAAUUGGGCUCCUUUAGUGUUUUCUUUUCUCUGUUUUUUCGAAAAUAAUAACGUUGUCUCUACUUACAAAAUCCCCAUUUUCUUUGUUUCCCACCUUGUGGACAAAUAUAAAAUCAUUUCCGACUGGAGAAGGAAAAAAAAGAAGACUUGGAGUAGUAAUAAUUUGAUUAUAAGUGUA
Messenger RNA from Arachis duranensis, 1070 nucleotides. RefSeq names its product inositol-tetrakisphosphate 1-kinase 1. Bases 65 to 835 code for a protein of 256 amino acids. Gene Ontology annotation, cellular component: cytoplasm. Gene Ontology annotation, biological process: inositol trisphosphate metabolic process. The transcript has a single exon. Gene Ontology annotation, molecular function: inositol-3,4,5,6-tetrakisphosphate 1-kinase activity; magnesium ion binding; ATP binding. The record is from RefSeq and is a predicted model, not a curated record. NCBI's taxonomy places the organism in Eukaryota, Viridiplantae, Streptophyta, Magnoliopsida, Fabales, Fabaceae.